Molecule: messenger RNA, 670 nt
Organism: Podarcis raffonei (Aeolian wall lizard)
Lineage: Eukaryota; Metazoa; Chordata; Lepidosauria; Squamata; Lacertidae
Gene: UCN
Product: urocortin
Exons: 1
Coding region: 57-512 (151 amino acids)
Cellular component (GO): extracellular region
Molecular function (GO): hormone activity
Source: RefSeq, a predicted model, not a curated record
CUGCGGGCCCCGACGGGCCUCCUUGGGCCUGAUCCAACGGCUCCGGGGCCCUCCUGAUGUUCUGUUCCUCUCCCCCUCUAGGCCUGGACCGCCCCAGCAUGAGGCGGGCGCCGCUGCCCAUCCUCGUGGCCUCGCUCCUGCUGGUGUCACACGCGGCUCUCGGAGUCAGGCCAGCGCCGGCCCUCGACGGCAGCGCCGAGCGCGGCUUGAGCCUGCGGCUGCGACUGCUGCUCCUGCUCCGGGGGGAGGACCCUGCCGCCGCCUGGCCGCCCCCGCUGCCGGCUCCGGGGCCCGACGGGGUGGCCCUGCUGGUGCGCUCGCUGCCGCGCUGGGGCCCCGACGGGGAGCUGCUGCGCCGCCGCCUGGCCGAGCGCCUGAAGCGCCGCGACCCGCCGCUCUCCAUCGACCUGACUUUCCACCUCCUCCGUCAGAUGAUGGAGAUCUCCCGGGCGCAGAGCCAGCAAGCCCAGGCCGAGCAGAACCGCCUCCUCUUCGACUCGGUGGGCAAGUGAGACCCGCACAGGCCGGCCGGCCCCGGACCGUCUUCGGUCUCCUCCGCCCGGCCCGCCCGCAGAAGGAGGCCGCCCCAGACCAGCCGCCCCGGGAGGAGAAGGCGCAGACGGGGCGCUCUUGGUGCGAUGAAGGGGGAGACGGAGCGCUUUUUUCGGCG